AUGUCGUUGAAUCGCUCCAUACAAAGUGUUAGAUCCCUUCAAGCACCCCUUAGACUAAUUGCAAGACGUACUUAUGCGGAACAUGCUGCCUCCACAAUAGGUAAUGCACUAAGGUUGCAAUUUGCUUUGCCUCAUGAAACCUUAUAUGAAGGUGCUGAAGUGAAACAAGUUAAUCUACCCGCCAAAUCAGGUCGUAUAGGUAUAUUAGCUAAUCAUAUUCCUACCGUGGAACAAUUAGAACCAGGUAUCGUGGAGAUCUUCACUAAUGCAAACAAUAAUGAAGUUAAGAAGUUUUUCAUUUCAGGUGGGUUUGCUACGAUGCAACCAGACUCAACUUUAUGUGUCACUGCGGUUGAAGCAUUUCCAUUGGAUUCCUUCUCUCAAGAAAAUGUAAAAAAUUUAUUAACUGAGGCUAAAAAGGAUUUGAACAAUACUGAUUCAACUAUUGCAGCUGAGGCACAAAUUAAGAUUAAUCUAUUGGAAUCUUUAGAGGCUGCUUUGAAAUAA
Messenger RNA from Naumovozyma castellii, 507 nucleotides. It is a transcript of the gene ATP16, whose product is annotated as F1F0 ATP synthase subunit delta. The record is from RefSeq and is a predicted model, not a curated record. Lineage: Eukaryota; Fungi; Ascomycota; Saccharomycetes; Saccharomycetales; Saccharomycetaceae. The coding region runs from base 1 to 507 and encodes 168 amino acids. The transcript has a single exon.